GUGCCAUCUUUGUGCAUGCCUUUCUAUCUAAAAAACAAACAAACAAACAAAAAAACAACAAAACUUUCAGAGAAAGAAGAGAUCCUGUUGGAUGUGACCUCUCGGCUUUGGUUCACCUACAGAAAGAACUUUCCUGCCAUUGGAGGAACUGGUCCCACAUCUGAUACAGGCUGGGGCUGCAUGUUGCGGUGUGGCCAGAUGAUCUUUGCUCAGGCCUUGGUCUGCAGGCAUUUGGGAAGAGACUGGAGGUGGAUAAAAGGCAAGAGGCAGACAGAUAAUUACUUCAAUGUUCUUAAUGCCUUCAUUGACAAAAAAGACAGCUAUUACUCCAUUCACCAGAUAGCCCAGAUGGGAGUUGGAGAGGGGAAAUCCAUCGGUCAGUGGUAUGGACCAAACACAGUUGCACAAGUGCUUAAAAAACUUGCCACUUUUGAUACAUGGAGUUCACUGGCAGUACAUAUAGCCAUGGAUAACACUGUUGUGAUGGAAGAAAUCAGGCGGUUGUGCCAGUCCAACUUCUCCUGUGCUGGAGCUGCAGCGUGUCCUACUGUAGAGGCAGACGUGCUCUAUAACGGGUACCCAGAGGAAGCAGGGGUUAGAGAUAAGCUCUCACUGUGGAAACCAUUGGUGCUGCUGAUACCUCUCCGCCUUGGGCUCACGGAGAUCAAUGAAGCCUAUAUUGAAACACUAAAGCACUGCUUCAUGAUGCCCCAGUCCCUCGGAGUGAUCGGAGGCAAACCAAACAGUGCUCACUACUUCAUUGGUUAUGUAGGUGAGGAGCUCAUUUACCUGGAUCCCCACACUACACAGCCUGCAGUGGAGCCCAGUGACAGUGGCUGUCUCCCUGACGAAAGCUUCCACUGCCAGCACCCUCCCUGCAGAAUGAGCAUCGCUGAGCUCGACCCCUCCAUCGCAGUGGGCUUCUUCUGCCACACAGAGGAGGACUUUAAUGAUUGGUGCCACCAAAUCAAAAAGCUGUCCCUGGUGAGAGGAGCUCUGCCCAUGUUUGAACUGGUUGAACGCCAGCCAUCACAUUUCUCCAACCCCGACGUUCUGAAUCUCACACCAGACUCCUCCGAUGCUGACAGAUUGGAAAGGUUCUUUGACUCAGAAGAUGAAGACUUCGAGAUCUUAUCCCUUUGAAAACAAAUAGGAAACUGACUCUGCAAAUUUGUGUUAUGUGUGGGGAGAAGUGGGGGGAGGGAAGCUCCUUGGAGAGCCUGGGGCUACCGGUUUUCAUAGGUGCUUGCUGCCAUCCCUGCCUCUUGUCCAUCCUGGCAUUCUGUGCAGCCUCUGAGUGGAGCGUGCAUUGUCUGCGUUGGGAUGAAGAACAAAGUGGGUGUUGCAGCCUUACUGGCUGGAGUUGGGAUUUCUCAGCAGAAAAUGCCUGCUGGAAGUGGAUGCAGUGGUGCCUCGGAGUUCAAAGCCUAUCUGUUACAUCAGCAGGUCAGUUGGCCUUCUGGGGGAGCCAUAGAAAUUUUUAGAGCGCUAAAUCCUUACACGGGAACUUCUCUCUGAAGCUUAAAUAGAGCCACCCCUCAUUUAGUAGGUGACAUGUAUAGUUAUUUCCUUUAGCAGCUUCUCUUCUCAGUGGCCAGUUUGGACUGCAGCUCACAAUGCAAAUUAACAGUAACACGUCCCAGUGAGACAGCUGGGAAGUACAGAGACAGUGGCUCUGUUUCCUACAGUGAAACUCCUGUCCAUGCUUUGCAGUGUACAGCACUUUCUCACAGGUAUAGCAGCCCUCUCCUGCUCACAUCCUGUCAAAAGGGAGCUGGGGUAACUUAUGAAUGAGUGGUAAUUCAAAAAGGCUGUCUGGGAAAGUAUGGACCUGUGCUGCUGGAGAGGAACAUCACCAUCUCAACUAACAGCAGAAGGAAGGGAAGAAUAGAAAAUGUGUGUGUUCUAGCAGAGUGAGUUGGUAACACACUGUGCUUCUACUAUGGAUUUAUGUCCAUACCAAGUAUCUUCAGGAAAGGUGCUUUGCGCAAAGAACUGGAAUCCACGGCCCUGAGGGGAAAAAAAGCCCACUGCAGGGGAGAGGUGAAACAGGACAACUGAGAUCUGCCAGCCGCAUGUCCCAUUGUGCAGGCAUAGCAUCUAGUGAAUAAUCCUGUUGAAGUA
Molecule: messenger RNA, 2124 nt
Organism: Meleagris gallopavo (turkey)
Lineage: Eukaryota; Metazoa; Chordata; Aves; Galliformes; Phasianidae
Source: RefSeq, a predicted model, not a curated record